AUGGUACCAAAGCGACCCUUAAGCGAGGAGGAGGAAGAAGGAAAUAGUUCUGGAUUUCCUAAUCCGGAAUCAAAUGAAAGUGGGUCUUCAAGCAAUGUUAGAAAUGUGAUGCAUAUGUUUUCUCAUGAAGAAUUUGAGGCAAGAUUGGAACCAUUAAUUCGAGGAGUGGUGCAAGAUGGGGUGCAGCUCGCAUUUCAAAAUUUCUUUGGUACACUACCAAGAUCUCCUUCUGAUGCACUUGAUACGGCUAGUACACCAUCCUUGCAGCUUCGUUUCCUGAAUAGGCUGCUUCCUACAUUUUUCACUGGAAAUAGGAUAGAAUCUGAGGACAGGAGUGGUAUAAAAGUAGGGUUAUUUGAUACUAAUUCCAAUAAGAUUGUGUCGUUUGGACCCUUGUCUUCACAGAAGAUAGUGCUUGUUCCUCUUGAUGGCGAUUUCCCUUUUGAUGAUCAGGAAGAUUGGUCUGAGAGUUAUUUUGAUGCCAAAGUUGUAUCUGCAAGAGAUGGCAAAAGGCCAUUGCUGACUGGGGAUCUUGUAGUGGCUCUGAAAGAUGGGGUUGCUGAUUUAGGCGAUGUUAUUUUUACUGAUAAUUCAUGCUGGAGGAGGAGCAGGACGUUUAGGUUAGGGGCAAAAGCCCAAUAUGCAACUGGUGGAGUCAAAAUUAAGGAAGCAAAGAGCCAAGCCUUCGUGGUAAAAGACCAGCGAGGAGAGUCAUACAAAAAGCACCAUCCUCCAUCAUUGGGUGAUGAUAUAUGGCGGUUGGAAAGGAUAGCAAAAGAUGGAGUUUUGCAAGGACUAUUGGCAUCACACAAAAUAUAUACUGUGAAAGACUUCCUACAGAUGUAUAAUACCAACAAAUCCUCACUAUGUGGGCUACUUGGUGGGCCGAAUAACAACAAUUGGAAGAAGAUUAUCAAACACGCGAAAGCCUGUGUUUUAGAUGAGAAGCUGUACAUGUACAGCUGUGUUGCAGAAGGGAUCGGGAUUUUGUUCAAUUCUAUUUUGGAGGUUGUGGGUGCAACCUUUGAUGGUGAAUAUCAUAUUCAUAUCUCCAUGAAUGAGCUUACCGAUUCCCAGAAGUCUAUGGUGGAAGCCUUGAAGCAACAAAUUUACAAAGAUUUGGAGGGGAUGUUACCAAUGGAAGAUUUAUCAAUGGUUGCAACACCAGAAGGAAGAUUGAUCAACUACAAAGAAUGGCAGAAUUGGAUCCAUUUUCUAAUUUUUCAGAAUAAAGAAUGGCAGAUUAAUUGA
Molecule: messenger RNA, 1251 nt
Organism: Lactuca virosa
Lineage: Eukaryota; Viridiplantae; Streptophyta; Magnoliopsida; Asterales; Asteraceae
Source: the annotation of a GenBank genome assembly